UGGAAAGAAUUAGACGACAGACAAAUCAGCCAAACCCUAAUCGCUUCGUGCACUCCGAAUGGAUCGCCCGCCGCUCGCGCUCUCUCCCCGCCGCCUACGCCCACGCCGCCCUCCGCCGGGCGCCUUCGCCCUCUCCGCUCACCUCCCGCCAGCGACCUCUAAGAAACGGCCGCCCUUGAGUCGCUCCUCCGUGUCCCUUUCGUCCCCGCCCCGCCCCCCGCAACCUCCGAUCUUGGAGGAUCUGACCUCGGUUGUUGACAUCGUGAAAGAACACUCCGCGAUCGGCUGCGAUCAAGUCGCCGCCGCAGUCGUGUCCCCUUCCCGCGCCGGCCCAAAGAGCCCCCUGUUCGAGCGCGGCCGCUUCUACGACCUCUACUCGGCCCGGCGGAAUGAGCGGCUCAAGAGGAAGAUCUGCGAGCUCUCGGAGCCGGCAGUGGCCGCAGCAGAGGACCCCGGCGUGGCCGUGGAGCUGGCCAAGAGGCGAGUCGCAAAAAAGGUUGAAUCCGCAAGGAAAUCGCUGCCGGAUGACUUCUCCGCCAGACGAAUGGGCACCCUGCGCUCCUCCUUGAGGAGCAGCAAGGAGAUGAAGAAGGCAGCCUCUACGCUGGCUGCUACUGACUGCUCUGCUGCGGGCGUGAGUCGAACCGGCACUCGAUCGCUGCGAAGGUUGUGAAGUAUAACUUCUUUCUGCCAGAUGCUAGUUUCCGUACGUGUAAUUUAGACCAUAUCACAAUUUGCUCGACGAAAUGGGAGUGUUAGCAGUUAAAGAUUUGAUAAAUUCUGCCCUAUUGUUUGACUUGCUUUUUAGUUUUUCUGCUUGAAUAUCAUGGGGUGUUUUUGUUGCU
Zingiber officinale is the source of this 845-nucleotide messenger RNA. RefSeq lists its product as uncharacterized. Lineage: Eukaryota; Viridiplantae; Streptophyta; Magnoliopsida; Zingiberales; Zingiberaceae. The record is from RefSeq and is a predicted model, not a curated record. The transcript is spliced from 2 exons. The coding region runs from base 59 to 673 and encodes 204 amino acids.